Polyodon spathula (Mississippi paddlefish) is the source of this 2790-nucleotide messenger RNA. RefSeq names its product derlin-2-like. The record is from RefSeq and is a predicted model, not a curated record. Gene Ontology annotation, molecular function: misfolded protein binding; ubiquitin-specific protease binding. Gene Ontology annotation, cellular component: endoplasmic reticulum membrane; Hrd1p ubiquitin ligase ERAD-L complex. The transcript has 7 exons. Bases 108 to 914 code for a protein of 268 amino acids. Gene Ontology annotation, biological process: endoplasmic reticulum unfolded protein response. Lineage: Eukaryota; Metazoa; Chordata; Actinopteri; Acipenseriformes; Polyodontidae.
AAAGCGACUGGGUACUGAAUGGCACUGUACUGGGGGGGUAGUCUAUCCCGUUUAAAGGGACCGCAGCAGACAAUUGACCAAAAUAAUAAUAUUGUCAGGAAGACACGAUGGCCCAGAGCUUCACCCAGGAAUACCUUCAGAUCCCGGCGGUCACCAGGGCGUACACGACGGCCUGCGUGCUGACCACAGCCGCUGUGCAACUAGAAUUCAUCACUCCAUUUCAGCUGUACUUCAACCCUGAUCUGAUUUUUAAAAGAUACCAGCUAUGGCGACUGAUCACCAACUUUCUUUUUUUUGGUCCCCUGGGAUUCAGCUUCCUGUUCAACAUGAUAUUUCUAUACCGAUAUUGCCGAAUGCUGGAGGAAGGGUCAUUCAGGGGCAGAACAGCAGACUUCGUCUUCAUGUUCCUGUUUGGGGGAGUCCUCAUGACGCUGUUCGGCCUCUUUGCGAGCCUGUUCUUCCUGGGCCAGGCCUUCACCAUCAUGCUGGUGUACGUGUGGAGCCGCAGGAACCCCUACGUGCGCAUGAACUUCUUCGGGCUGCUCAACUUUCAGGCCCCCUUCCUGCCCUGGGUGCUCAUGGGCUUCUCCCUGCUCCUGGGCAACUCCAUCGUCAUUGACCUCCUGGGUAUGAAUUGGAGUUGGCCACAUUUACUUCUUUUUAGAAGACGUAUUCCCAAACCAGCCUGGAGGGAAGAAACUGCUGGUCACCCCAGGCAUCCUGAAAGCUAUUUUCGAUGCCCCGGAGGAGGAUCCCAACUACAACCCCCUCCCAGAAGAGCAGCUGGGAGACCCCACACAGGGUGCAGGGGAAGAGGGGGAGCAGAGAGCAGACAAUGCUGGGGGGCAGGAGCCCCCUCAAGACCAACUGGACCAAAACGAACAGCAGCGGCGAUAGGAGGGCUUGCCUCCUAGACUGACCUGCAAACUGACAGCAUACUGAGUAAGGGGACAUUGACAAACUGCUUGGAGACAAAUGCAUUAACAGCCUACUGCACAGCUAAGUAGAGGACUGUAAGCAGGGGGUGAUAGUCCCUCUGCUGUAAUGUACCUCUCCUGGUAUCACUAGGGGAGACUGGAGAAAGGCAAUAGGGCUUCACACUGAAAGUGUCAAGCUUUGAUUCGACUAGCAUUUGAGAAUGGGAGGCCAAUACAGAGCACUGUGACUGACUCUCUACUCCAUUUACCUGGAACAGCAGACCUGUUUAUUUAAUUUUCUUUGUUUAAGUGCUAGCUUACCGUUGCCAAUUGUGUGAGGUUUUAGUCGUUUUCUUGUUUACAUGUGAGAAACUAUUCCUACCAUUAAACUGUGUUCCAUUUUUUAAACCACAGUUGCAUGGGACACUUGUGGAAAAGGGAUGGGCUUAAAUUUCCUACAUUUUUUUUCUUUGGAAUGGAUACCCACACAUACAGCUAACCAAGGCCAGUCAUUGGCAGGCUUGAGAAAGCCAGUGGCAGUGCCAACUUUGUUUCUGCAAAUUGAAGUGUUGUAAGUUUGAGGUAUUUAAAAUACAUUAAAAAUAACAGUGAAAAUUAUGGAAGAGAACAUUAAACUGUGUGUAAUUUGUUGAUCCAGCACCCUGCCUCACGGUACUUCAAUCAGUAUUUCAAUAAACCCAGAAAAAUAGUUUGGACUUCCCAUAAUUUAGUUGUUAUUUUUGCUUGGUCACAACUUCCACAAACUGAGGUUCUGAAAGCUCCAAUCACUGCUUUGCCUGGACUGUGGAUUUAUCUACACAUGUGCAGACUGCCUGAAAUUCACCUUUGCAGACUAUUUGUGUCAGCAGCUUUAACUCGCUGCCUGUGUGCAAAAAAAAAACAACCUGAAUGCCAAAUAUAAACAGCCUACAGCAAAUAGUUUGGGAAAACAUUACAAUACACCAGUGGUACUCAAGUCUGGCCGUCAAAUUUAAUUCCAGUCCUGGUCUGUAUUCCAACCAGGUCCUAAGUUAGUUAAUUGCCUCUUAACAGCUUAGGUUACCUACAUUACCUGCUUGGAGUUAAAACCUGGACUGGAUUAGAUCUCAAGGGCCGGAGUUGAAUACCGGUGUAAUACUGUACUGAAAAAGUAACAUCAGCCACAGCAUUAGACAGACAUGUCCGUACACAUGUUUAGCGUUAAUGUUUUCUGUAACUCUGUAUUAAGCUGUUCCAUUUUCUCAUAUAAGCUUUUUUGUGCCUAGACACAGAUCCUGCUAGAAGGACCACUGGUUGGUUGUUUGGGUAAAGUUGAUUUAAACAGCCGCCUAAAACAAUGCAUUAUAACGGUGUGACCAAGGGGCUGGUUCCCAAUAACACAGUAGAUUGUUCUUUCCAGGGAGGUGCAGUUGCUUCCGGUUUAUCAUGUGUUUCCCCAAACCUGUCGAUAUUCUGAAGAUGAUAGUUUUCUUUUAGGCAUCACUUAAUGGUCUCCACUAUAUUAAAGUGCAGAAUAUUUCAUGGUAACCCCCCACAAAUACAAUCAUCCCAGACCACUCUUGGACUUAAGUAGAAGUUCAAGAAUGUUUUGGGGCAUGUAGAGUUUUCCUGCAAAAGUUGUUCCAACAGGGCUCCUGUGAUGUUGAUAAAAGUAGCUGCUGGGAAACAGCCCAUUGAUGUUUAAAGAUGACUAGCUAGCCUUUGGUCAUAACUGUCUAUUGAAUUCAUCUGAUUACUUAGUAUCAGUAUGAUACAAGACUGGUCCCAGCCAGGACAACAAAAGUUCAAAAGUGAUUAUGAACAUGAGCUAAAAGGUCUUAGUUGUUUUUCUUAAAUCUGCAACCCUUUAAAAUAAAAUAUUUUAAAAACCAUU